AGCAGCUUGCACAUGCAAGUAUGUAUGUGCUUUCGUCCUUUUCUUAACCUCUUGUCUCCUAUAAAACCCACCUAAACGUUUCCAUGUUUAUGUAUAUCCCAAAGCUCGAGAGAAAACAGAAGAAAAUAUUUUUAAAACACCAGAAUCAAAGUAGAAGAGAUGAUGAAGUUCAAGUCUAAGAGGUUUGGGAUUAGAUUUGGUUUCGGUAAAAGAACCAACAACAAAGUCAUACAAGAAGAUCAACAACAAAAGGGAUUUGGUAAUAGCAACAACAAUAGUAGCUGCUGCAAUAACGAAAUCAAAUGGGAACUUAGACCAGGAGGUAUGCUUGUGCAAAAAAGACAAGAGAGCAUUGGCGAAGACUUGAUCUCCAUUAGAGUCUCUACUUUUGCUAAUUUCCAUGAUCUCUCCAUUGAAGCAACCUCCACUUUUGGAGAGCUUAAGAUGGUACUAUCACUGCUUACCGGUUUGGAGCCAAAACAACAAAGGCUAUUAUUCAAAGGGAAAGAAAGAGAGGAUGAUGAAUAUCUACACAUGGUUGGUGUUGGAGAUAAAGACAAAGUGCUGUUGUUAGAAGAUCCUGCCUUCAAAGAGAAAAGGCUUCUUGAUCAUAACAACAUUCCCACUUCUUGUCCCACUAUAAUCGUAUAAAACAACUAAAGAGUUUGCUAAAUUAGUUGUUUGUUCAGUCAAAAAAAAAGUUAGUUGUCUGUUAACUUCUUGGUAAAAUAUAAAAGCAGCCAAGAAUAGUUACUAGAUAGGAUUGUCAUGCAUAAUAAUGCACUACAUUGAUUAUAUAAACUACUAUUUCGAAUUUGUAAAACUAAUGUUUACAUGUUGUAAUAUAUUUUAAGGUUUUCAGAGAGUUUCGUACUUUUAGUUUGUUUUAUUUAACUGAGUUAUUUAAUUA
This is a messenger RNA of Eruca vesicaria subsp. sativa (arugula), 910 nucleotides long. Lineage: Eukaryota; Viridiplantae; Streptophyta; Magnoliopsida; Brassicales; Brassicaceae. The record is from the annotation of a GenBank genome assembly.